Molecule: messenger RNA, 2790 nt
Organism: Aplysia californica (California sea hare)
Lineage: Eukaryota; Metazoa; Mollusca; Gastropoda; Aplysiida; Aplysiidae
Product: WD repeat and FYVE domain-containing protein 2
Exons: 12
Coding region: 38-1252 (404 amino acids)
Molecular function (GO): metal ion binding; protein binding
Source: RefSeq, a predicted model, not a curated record
GGGAAAGGAAGUUAUCACGUGAUAAUAACAAGACAAGAUGGCAGCUGAAAUAAGAGAAGAGGAUAGGAAACAAGGGAACGUCAGGCGGCCAGUUUUGAUAAAUAAAAUUGAAGGAUGUCCAGACACUAUAAACAUGGCCAUAAUUAUACCGAAAGAGGAGGGAGUAAUAAGCGUUAGCGAUGACAAAACGCUCCGUGUUUGGUUAAAGAGAGAUUCUGGACAAUACUGGCCCAGCAUUUGCCAUACAAUGCCUUCCGAGGCGUCCAGUGUGUAUUAUAGUUCAGAGACGAGACGAAUGUUUGUAGGCCAAGACAAUGGGAAUAUCACAGAAUUUGAGCUGACAGAAGAUUACAACAGACUCAUCCACCACAGAGAUUUCAUAGCCCAUCAAAGUCGAGUGACUGCGGUGAUAUUUUCUGUGGCUUGUGAAUGGGUGCUCAGCUGUGGCAAGGACAAGUAUUUUAUGUGGCACUGCUCGGAGACCGGUCGUAGACUGGGUGGAUAUCAAGCCAACGCCAUGUGUUUGUGUCUGGAAUUUGAUGAACAGUCCAAAUCAGCAUUUAUCGGGGAUUAUUCAGGCCAAAUCUCUGUCAUCAAAGUCAAGGAGAACUCAUUUGAUCACAUUGUCACACUGAAAGGACAUGCGGGAAGUAUACGCUGUCUCUCGUGGGAUGCGGAGAACCAGCUUCUGUUCAGUGGAAGUUUUGACCAGUCCGUCAUUGUGUGGGACAUUGGGGGGCGGAAAGGAACAGCGUUUGAACUGCAGGGACAUAAAGAGAAGAUCCAAGGUUUGUCCAAUGCGAAGAAUUCCCACCAGUUACUGUCAGGUGCCGACGACUGUGUUUUGGGCAUCUGGGACAUGCAGGUCAAGCGAGUGGAGACGCCAGAGUGGAUUGAGAGUGAUGUGUGCCAAAAAUGUGACAGUCCCUUCUUCUGGAACUUUCGCAAGAUGUGGUCGGACAAGAAAGUUGGGAUGAGACAGCACCACUGCCGUCGCUGUGGCAAAGCAUUGUGCCACGCAUGCUGCAGCAAGUUGUCCACUAUCCCGCUGAUGGGCUAUGAGUAUGAAGUUCGGGUCUGCGAGGAAUGUUUCGAGCAAAUCACCCCUGAAGACAAAGCCCCCCAUGCCACCUUUCAUGACCUGAAGCAUAGCGUGGUGCAUAUGAACCUGGACGAGGCAAGGAAGAUUUUACUCACCACGGGAAAAGACAGAGUGAUGAAGCUGUGGGACAUGAGUAGUGUGCUACACUGAGGGAUCCAGACCUGUGUACAAGAGCAGUCAGGAUAGCCGUGUGCAACACACAGAUUUCGCAAUUUGACAAAAUAAGUGUCUUGUUCAGUUGUUUUUUUUUGUUAUGUUUUUUUUGUCUAACGUUUUUACAUUACAGAAAUAAUAGAAGCUGACAGAGUUUACAUUAAUUUUUUUUUUGUUAGUUAAAAUUUUUCCAACAUAACUUUUGGGAUGUCUGACAAGUUGGUUUUAACAAAUACAGUACACUGGGAUUUUUUUCGUGUGCUUUUGAUUAGUUUUUCUUUUGUUGUUUUUUUUUUAGGGGGAAAGGGAGUGAGGGGAUUUGGGACGUUGUGUUUUGCCCACUUUAGUCGCUGAAAACAUUUUGAAUUUGCAAUCCGAGUCGCCCAGUGUCAAGUGUUCCAUUGCAGUUGCACCCUUUAAACAUUUUGCAAACAACUUGAAUUCUUGAAGCCCUUCCUUGUGCUGUGGGCGUUCCUGGUAAGCCCUAAUAAUUUUCUGCAAUGUGUGCUGUGGGUGUUUUUGGUAGGUCUUUGAAAGUCUGUUUUAUGUUUGGGUCAUAUCUUCAUUUCUACACGAUUUUGAAUGAAGAGAGUGAUAUCUGUCUUCAUUGUUCUCUUGCCUAUUGAGAUUGGGUCUAUUUUUAGAUAAUGUCUAGAACAAAGAGAGGUGUGUAGUGUUUUGCAAGUGAAAGACAAAGCCAGAGGAGCAUGUGGGUUUUUUUUGGUGGAAAAUGGACUUAUGUGUUGUAACUUGUAGUGUCUGUUUUGUAACUGCUGUGGUAUUGUUUCCAUGGAUGUAGAAUAUGUGACUGCCACUUCAAGCCACUUGGAGAAUAUAUCCUUGGUAUGGAUGUAGGUAGGGGCACUGAAGUCCAUUCAGAUCAUACAAAGAAAAAAUCUUUCUCACUUUUGCCAGUCAAAUUACUUAGCAGAAUAGAUUUAGCUCCAAAAUAUUUCUUAUCAUGGUAUUGUAUGUUCAUUUCUCUUUGAAAUGAUAAUAUAUACUUUUCUAUAUAUAUCUAGGGAUCGUAGCAAGUGUUAUGGCCCGUCAAAGACAUGAACUGUGUCUGACACAACCUGUGAGGAAUUUUUUCUAGCACACGAGAGGAACUUUUGUUCAGUAGGUAAGGGGUUAGAAAUUGUAAAAAUUGGGAUUUUGCUGCGAGCACCGUAUAACCUCUACUAAAAACAAAAAUUGCAAUUUGUUAAGUCGCACACAAAGAAAAGCUAUGUUUACUGUAUAGGGCAGAUUGUUUGCUCACUGUUUUGACAAGAUAGUCACUUUGUUUAAUCAGGUGAACUGAAAACGUAAAACGUUUUUCUCAAUUGAAGACGGUAGGCUUUCUUGUCAGAAAUAGAACGAAACGAAAGGAUAAAAAGACCAGAGCUGGUUUGAACACUUUUCAUUUGAAGAUCUCUCUACCAUCUUUCUGUUUCCUGAUCAUCUCAAUUUGUUAAGCAUGCUGUUGGAAUUUAAGUUAGCCUUCUUCUCAGAUUUUGGCCUAAAGAACUUAAAUUUUAUAGGUAAAAUUUUGA